GCUUUAUCAACAGAGAUAGGAAGUCUCUCGAUUUGCCACGAAAAUGUGAUGGCAGCACAAUGCAUAUGCAAAGUGUGUGACUUAACCUAAAAUCACAGUACAAAUAUAUUCACGUGUAGCUUUGCAAUGGCUUGGAAUAGUUUUAAGUGUCUACUCGCGUUUAUUGAUUUCUCGCUUAUUGUAAUGAAUUGUUAAUUGAGAACACGUCUAUUUCAAAGAUACUAAUUAUUUUUAUCUAUAAAUAUAGUUUUCGAUUGGACGUCAUUAAAUUGUUAACGUAUAAAAACCGGCAAUUUUUAUUAAAUGUAAUUACCUAUGCUAUAAGAUUUUAUUGUUAUUAUUCAUUUUUAUGUUGUACUGCACAUGUGAUACAUGAAUUAUAUCUAGAACGAAGAUGAGUUUAUUUGUUAUAAACAGAUACGAAGAUGAAAGUAAGGAGGAUAAUAAUGAAACAGAUCAUUUGUCCGAAUUGUUGAAGAGGAUAGAAGAUCGUAAAAGGCAAAGGGCGGCAGCAAGUAAUAAAUCCACGUUAAAGGAUGGAAACAAUUUGGAGGAACCUAAGAAAAAGAAGAAAAAGAAGUCGCCUAAAGCAGUGAAAACUGAUUCACAUAUUGAGGAUCAAAAUGCUAGGAGUGAGAAGAAUAGCUGUGAACUAGCUGAGCUGAUUUCUGCCACAGAUAUGAACUCUGGCAAGACCGACAAAUGCCAGAUCCUUCAGAGAACCGUCGAACAGAUGCAGCAUAUUAGGCAACAAGAGAGCUCCAAUAGUAAUGCUGUGCAACAGAUGGCAGACUGUUUUGUGUUUACUUUAAAUCCAGACGGCCGCGUGGUGUACGUUUCAGAUAACAUUAGGAAGUACACAAGCCACACGAAGGACGACGUACUCGGAAAAGAUAUUUAUAACUUUAUACAUCAGGGAGAUCACAACAUCUUCAUGUCGUCUUUAGACUUGACUAGCGAACCACAGUCCAUAAAACGUCGAAUCGAUUGCCGUUUUUUGGUGGAUCCUCUCGAAGAUAGGGAAGUGACUAUAAAAAAGAAGCAACAACGAGUAGCGAAGUACGAGACUAUGAAUGUCACGAUAAAGACUGUUUCUUUGCUCAGUAAUGGAUCAAUAGAAAGCGGUGAUGUAUCCUCCGAAUCAGCUACUGGACGCGUGAUGUGCAUAGUGAGUAAAAUAUCAUCGAGCAAACUUAUUACGCACGAAAGCGACUUGACAACUAAUUCCACCAAUGGGGACAAUGGCUUAAUGUCUAUCGAGGAUGAUCAGCUUUCCAACAACAAAGUGUGCUCAGGACACUCUAGCAACCGUUGUGUGACUAAUAGUAGUAAUAAUAACGGUAACAAUAAUAGUAACAUAAUAGAAACAGCCGAAGUGUCAACAAAAAAGAAGAAAAAGAACAAGAAAAAAGACAUUGAGAAUGAACAUCAUUCUGUCGCAACAGACAAAAAUAUAGUUGUUGAAGAAAAGGAUGAAAAUUUAACAGAGGAAAAUAAUAACGAAGAUACUACAAAGAAGGAAGUACCUUUGCAGAGCAGUUUCAUGGUACUAGGCGCAAAAGCUCGAAAAAAGCCGCGCGAAGUGAAGAGAGUGUUACCAGAUUGGUUGGCACAUCCCGAAGUUAUAUCUGCCGAUUUAAAUAGUGGGCCUACUUUGGAAGAAAUGGAAUCAGUUUUGGAUGCAAAAUUGAUGGAGGUUUUAAGAGCCAAUGGCAUUGUUAAAUUAUUCCCGGUCCAAUUUAGCGUAAUAAAAUGGUUACACAAGUGCAAAACGGAUAGGAAAUUGGGAUGGUGGCCCAGAGAUACUUGUGUAUCUGCGCCUACAGGCAGUGGCAAGACUCUGGCCUAUGUAUUACCGAUUGUACAGGAAUUGCAAACACGAUCGGUACCGAAAAUUCGCUGCUUGAUCGUUUUACCAGUGCAAGAACUGGCCGCGCAGGUUCAUAAAGUAAUGGUCGCUUAUACGUCUCACACAAAUCUGAAGGUGGGCUUACUCUCGGGUGCAUUUCCGUUUGAGCAAGAGCAAAACAGUAUAAUUAAGAAAACUGAAAAGGGGAAGUACUUAUCCACGGUGGACAUCGUAAUCGCGACAUCUGGACGCUUAUUGGAUCACAUAUUAAAGACCCCUGGAUUUUCCUUGGAUUGUUUAAGAUUUCUCGUCAUCGAUGAAGCCGACCGUGCAACAGAUUGGUUACAAUAUUUACCCGAACCUCACUCUCGGGCUCCUGUUUUAACGCUUGGAAACAUGCGGGCAAGCAAAAUUACACCAGCUCAAAAGCUAUUGUUUAGCGCAACCCUGUCGCAAGAUCCCGAGAAGUUGAGCCGGCUGGGCCUUUUCCAGCCAAGAUUGUUCACAACCGUAGUGACCGAGAAAGACACUGAUGUAAAUUUAGACACGAUCGCGGGUGACUUCGUCGGACGCUACACGAGUCCAGAGGAAUUGACCGAACUCGCGGUGGAAUGCUCGCCUUCCUACAAACCAAUUGUCCUGUAUCAGCUGUUAACGAGGCACGAUGUCAUUCCUAAGACUCUCGUUUUCACAAAUUCCGGACAACAGGCCCACAGACUAGCUCUCUUGAUGCAAUUACUCUUGUCAGAACGGAAUGUCAUAGUGGGAGAAUUAUCCGCCCAGCUUGCGUCAAAGCAACGUGAGAGUGUUCUGAGCAGAUUCGCAGGCGCAGAUAUACAUGUAUUAAUAAGCUCGGACGCGCUGGCUAGAGGCUUGGACAUUCCGGAUGUGCAGCUAGUCGUAUCUUACGAUAUCCCGAAGUACAUCAAGGGCUACAUACAUAGAGCUGGUAGAACCGGUCGGGCGGGAAAACCGGGCACUGCGGUGUCCAUACUCGCGACGAAUCAGGUCGGAAAAUUCAAGCAAAUGUUAAGCGGUGCACAUAAAACCGUGCCCAACAUCGAACGAAUGGAGUUGCAUGCCACUGCAAACGCGGUUAACUAUGAGGGUCACCUUGAGAAAUUGACAGAGAGUCUUGAAAGGGAGAAGAACAAAAGCUUGGAACGAACGAAGGCUAUUAAGCAUAGACGUGUGGCAAACGUGACCAAGCAAAAUGAAAGUGUAGGAUAAUAUUUUAUGUGAAAAGAGGAAUAAAAAGAUACAAACUUAUUUGCGUAA
Molecule: messenger RNA, 3127 nt
Organism: Wasmannia auropunctata (little fire ant)
Lineage: Eukaryota; Metazoa; Arthropoda; Insecta; Hymenoptera; Formicidae
Gene: Dbp73D
Product: probable ATP-dependent RNA helicase Dbp73D
Exons: 8
Coding region: 395-3079 (894 amino acids)
Biological process (GO): regulation of DNA-templated transcription
Cellular component (GO): nucleus
Molecular function (GO): ATP binding; protein dimerization activity; nucleic acid binding
Source: RefSeq, a predicted model, not a curated record